UCAGUUGUGAUGGAAAAUGUAAAGCAAUGCAGCGAAGGUGAAAUUUAUCGAACCUUCGAAAAAUCAGCAAAAGAAAAAGGAGUCAAGAGGUUAGACGAAGAGUUCCUUAGGCGAUUCUUGAUUGGCCACCAAUAUGAUAUCAUCACAUCACUAAAGGCAGUACGGAAUUUCGAGAGUUUCGUUGAUCGAAGACGUUCCAGAUGGUUGAAAUUGGAUAGAAACAACCUGGAGAAAAUCCUGCUAGAUCAAAUUGUGGAUGUUUCGGACAAGAAUGGCUUGCAGGGACAGAAAGUUGUCUGGAUAAGGUUGGAGAAAUGGGACCCACAAGUUUUCACCGCGGAUGAACUAUUAGAGGUUUCAGGUCUGCUGUGCGAACUGGUCUAUGCGAAAUCAAAGGAAAUCGAGUGUAUAGAUGUUAUCGUUGAUCUGCACAAUUUUUCGCUGAGACAUUUAUACGGAUUGUCCCCGAAAUUUGCGAAACGAAUGGUUUUCUUCAUUUCGCAAUGCCUUCCUAUGAGAUUAUCACAUGUCUACGUAGUCAGACAACCAAAAAUAUUUCACCUUGUAUACUCGCUGUUCAAGCCAUUCAUUGAAGAAAAGACAAGAAACUUGAUAACUGUUUGUGGAUAUGACUAUGAUGUAAUGUUUGCUACAAUUGGUCCAGAUAUCCUGCCCUCAGAAAUAGGAGGCACUAGUACCGAUUUGGUUCCUAGUAGAUGGUUGAAGAUUUUAUACAACAAGAGAGUUCAAAAAGAAUCCCGAUUUGAUUGUUAUUUUUUUGAAAUGACCCGGCCGUUACUUGAUGGAAAUCCAUGGCAAAUGUAAAAACUCCACAAACGAUGAGAUUUCCACAAAAUUCUCAAACACACAUGUUUCGCUAACACAGUAGCUUCGUCAGGUGAUAUGAAUGAGAGCCGUUUGAAGUUUUAUGCAAUCUUCAGGUGAUUACAAAAUGAUGAUGAAGAUAUCUAAUCAGGAUGAUCUUUGGUAUACAUAGAGUAUGGACUCUCUCUACCUGACUGUUCAUGGAAACAGUAAAAAAAAAUUGAGUGACGUUGAGAUUUUGAAAAAAACAUGAGUUACGACCAUUUGUGAGACUAGAUAAUCCUAUUGUAUAACCACUUACGUCCGAUAAAGGUUUUGUCAAAAAUGUAUUCCAUUGGUUUAAAAAAAACUAAUGAAUGAAAAAACAUGUUCUAUUGACCCUAAAGAAAUAAACAAUACACCAGGUCACAAAAUACAAAAUAAAAAUAUUUUUUUCAUAAUAAAUACAAAGGAUAUUAUAGAAAUAAACAAUACACCAGGUCACAAAAUCCAGAAUAAGAAUAUUUUUUCCAUAAUAAAUACAAAGAAUAUUAUAUAAUUCUUGGAACAUGGAAUACCCUCAAAGAAAGAUUGCCUCUGUGGAAUGUAUAAUAUAACUAAUACAUCUUCAAUGUGGAAGAAAUCUGAAAAAUAAUUGGUGUUCUUGCAACCUGACAACUGGAGUAUUCCCAGUGCAAAGAGAUUGCAGAUCGGAGUAUUUUUCUUCUGAUAUUUUAUUAACUUGUGCAUUGAGCUUUUUACUUCGAUCUCCUUCUUUCUCAUGUCCAUCAACUUGAUGAUGUUCAGGUUGAAUACUUAUUCUCGUGUUAGAUAAUUUUGGAAUUAUCGGUGUUCUUUUCAUUGGAUUUUUAUGAUAAUCACAAUCGGGAUUAGUGAUAAAAUGGUCAUAACAUAAUAGAAUCGAACAACGAUGGCACGAACUGAACACUUCAAUCCCACAUCUAUGAUAUUCGCAUCUUGCAAUGUAUGGUGGAUCGUCAUCUGAAUCAUAAAAUUCAUUCUCACUGAAUUGAUUGCUAGUCGUGUCCUCUUCCACUAGUUCUACUUGGUUUUCCAAUGUUCUUUUAGAUUGAGCUAAGGGUAAGUUGUCAUCUGAUGAAAAUGCUUCUUGUUGCUGAAGCAUUCUAAUUUUGAUUUGAGACAACGGCACGUCCUCUGAGGAAUCCGAAUUCUCAUCACUGAUUACAUCAUAUUCGGUCUGAAUUACCUUUCCACAGUACCAUACAUUAUCGUAAAACAUAUUCACUUGAGCUCCGAUCUUGAGGGUACCUCGAAACAUGAGUUCAUUCGAUGAAACAACAUUUUUUGUGCCAUCUUUCCAUAAUACAAGCACAUCCAUCGUAAUUCUUAUAAUUAUAAUCCACCCCUGACUGCGUGCUCGAACGUCUUUACUGCAACUGAUGGCAUUAGACUAUUGGAAAUUGAUGAAAUACAGUGUAAUCUGCAAGUCUCAACAAGUCUCAACAUGCAGAUACGCCAGACCUGGAAUAGGCGAAUUCUCAUAACAUACUCUCACAAACUGACGUUACUCCAGAUACGUCCCUAUGUGAGAAUAUAAAAUUGAACAUUUUGAGAUAUGCCACUUACUGAAUGUGCUAUUGAAGGAAAAAUACACCACAUUGGGUUACGCCACUUUGUGAGAAGAUAGUUCUACGAAAAAUAAAUGGUUUCGUGGUCUUAUCUCAAAAUCGGCAAUUUUUGAGUUACGUCACUUUGUAAGAUUGACGACGAUAUAAGCAAGCCAAUGUUAGUUUAGUUCAUCGUACCAGAUUAUCACCUGACGAAGCUACUGUGUUAGCGAAACAUGUCGUGUGUUUGAGAAUUUUGUGGAAAUCUUAUCGUUUGUGAAGUUUUUACAUUGAUUGUUAUUUCAACAUUAGAACAAACUUGUGAAAAUACGGUGAUGAAUUGGCCAAUAUAAAUAAUAACAUUCCUAUUAUUUUCAGAUCUACAAAUUUCUGGAUAUGAGUUUUAUUGAUGGCAUCGAGAUGCAUGGAAAUAUCUUGAAAAAAUAACUUCCCGGAAAUAUUCACAGGCACUCAAAUCACGAUGUUUUAUACACUUAUAAUGAAGCAAUUAUAUAUUAUUGUGAAACAUUAUAGAUCAGCUAAAAGCAUU
Molecule: messenger RNA, 2943 nt
Organism: Phaedon cochleariae (mustard beetle)
Lineage: Eukaryota; Metazoa; Arthropoda; Insecta; Coleoptera; Chrysomelidae
Source: the annotation of a GenBank genome assembly